AUGAGCCGUAACCCAACAGUCGGCUAUGCCGACUUCAAGAAGAACCGCUUGGUCAAGGGCCCCGUGGUCGGCAGGCGCUACAUGUGCAUGAGUGCGUACGGCGAUAUCGAGAAGUCGAACGCCGAGUACAACCGCUCCCGCAACCCUUUCGCGGCCGAGGAGCAGCAGCCAGCGCAGCCCACCAAGAAGACUACGAACAAGAAGAAGGAGGUCCGCACUCGUGGCCGCAAGAAGAAGGCGGCAUCUCCCAAGCGCAAGAAGCGUGCUGACUCUUUCCUCAACGCGCACCCGCUGGAUCAGGCCGAGAGAAACAUCGCCAAAAUGGGCAACAAGAAGGGAGAAGACGACAACGAGGACGAGGCGCCGGCACAUCGUCGCGAGACUCGUGGUCACCUGGCCGCCGAAAUGGAGGAGGUGAAGCAGGCCGAGGCCGCCAGUCUGGCCUGCCAGCCCGUCACCAAGGUCGACGACACUGUCUGGCCACCCUACGGCACCGACGAGUUCCCCCCGACUGAACCCACCUACUGCCUUGGCCUCGCUCGCUUGCCGGCAGAGAUCGCCGACGACUUCAAGGCGGAACUCGCCAAGGACCUGCAGAAAUUCUACCAGCGUCUUCAGUUCUCCAGCGAGCCAGUCCAGGAGUUCGGCCAAGAGCUUGAGGAUGUUGGGGUCGAGUUCAUCAGCAAGGAUGUCGCCGUCGCUAAGCAGGUCAAGGACGCUAUCAACGGCGUCGAGGUGCUGGGAAAGAAAGUGCAGCCCGUUCCUUAUAUCUAUGCUGUCAUGAUUGAAAACCAGUGGCCCCUGACCAGUGAUGUCUCGUGCGUGAAGGCUUAUUCAGACAUUCACUUACCGUGGCGCUGGCACACGCACAAUGAACCUUGUUCGAAUUCGCUCACAAACAAGCAGGCAGACCUCAUCGCACCUCACCUUUCCUCAAGGCAGACCUCCCACCCUUCAGCAAUGCAAGCCCUCCAGGAACCAGAUAGCGGCCCGCCCGAGCGUCCUGGCUGGGAACCAUUGUUCCCAUUCCGCCCUGUCGAGCGAGCAGAACGAGAAAUCAGCGGCGACCCAACUGUCCUGCUGAACAGCGACAGUAACGUCAGUGUGCAGCUGAGCGGCCGCAGGGAAAUCGAAGAUGCGUCUGAGAAGGAGGACGAUUCGUUCGACAUUCACGUGAGGAUGUUGGCUCAGAUGGUGAGGAGGGGGCCGCCGGCCAUCACCUUCCGAGUCCGUCCAUCGACGACCCUCUGGCAGAUCAAGAAGAUGAUCGAGGAGCGCGAGGGUCUUCGGGCGACGAUGUUGACGCUGAGGUAUAAUGGACGGUAUCUCGGUGGCGAGGAUACUCACCAUAAGCCGCUUUCCGCCGUAACUUAUCCCCAACCCACCCCACAUGCUUCCACGUUGACAUAUCCGCAGUUCAGCUUCCCAAAAGACACCGGCGCCAUCGAAGCCCGCACGUGCUUCCCACCCAUCGUCCGCCCCACGGACCGCAUCCUCGUCAUCUUCCACUCCGAGGCGCUCCAAGGCGAUACGGUCGAUGUGGAGGACGAUCAGUGGACGGGUGGGUAUGCUGACGCGCUUGAGAGGAGGUUGUUGAGUGGUCGUGGGAGGUCUGAGACGAUUGAGGUUGUGUUCCAUCCGGCGAAGCAGUUUGUGUGGCGGUGGAUUGCGGAGAUGAGGACGAUUGAUUUUAAGGGGCCGAGUAGGCAUUGA
Zasmidium cellare ATCC 36951 is the source of this 1713-nucleotide messenger RNA. RefSeq lists its product as uncharacterized. Gene Ontology annotation, molecular function: protein binding. The transcript is spliced from 4 exons. NCBI's taxonomy places the organism in Eukaryota, Fungi, Ascomycota, Dothideomycetes, Mycosphaerellales, Mycosphaerellaceae. The coding region runs from base 1 to 1713 and encodes 570 amino acids. The record is from RefSeq and is a predicted model, not a curated record.